AUGGUAGAUGAUGAUUGGGCUACACAGAGGCCAUUGAUUCCCAUGUGUACUGAACUUACAGUAAUAGCCGAAGAGGGACAGGUGACUGGAACUGAAACUGAAACUGCAGCAACUGUUGAUUGGAAUGUAGUUGAAUUAGAUGAGCCUACUGAUUUGGUCAUUGCACCAAUGCCUGACAUUGAGAUGGCCAAACUUUUUGGCAUUCCAGUCGAUGACAGAGAUAAGCAGGAGAGGGGCGAAUCUAGUUUGCCUGCUAAUGCUGAUGAAGAAGUAGAUGGACAGUUGAUGGAACAAGCUGCGGAUGAAGUAGAUGAUGCACAUGAUGAUGAGCUGGUGCAUAUGUGUGACAAAGAAAACCCUAUCAUUGAAGUAGGCAAGUUGUUCCCAAGCAUGAAGGAGUUUAGGAUGUGUUUCAAGACUUAUGCAGUGAAACAUGAGUUUGAUGUCAAGACUGUUUGGACUGAUAGAAAGAAGUUUUAUGCGAGGUGCAGAGGAUUUGAUGGUAGUGUGAAGCCUUGCAAGUGGUACAUAUCUGCUAGACUGCAACCUGAUGGAAGUACUGUCAGGGUUAACCAAAUCCCCAAUCAACAUACUUGCAUUACAAGUUCACAGAGAGUAUCAACCAUGACAUCACAACUUUGGGAUGCAGAAAAGAUCACCCCAAUUUUAGCCAAAACACCAAACACUACUGCCAAGAAACUCAAAGUAGACUUGGAAAAGAUGUACCCCAUUAAACUGAAAUAUACCACAGCGUGGAAGGCAAAACAAAGGGCAGUGAAAAAUUUAUAUGGUGACUGGGCAAAUACAUUUAGGAUGUUUUACAACUUUAAAGCAGAGGUGGAAAAGAGGUCACCUGGCAGUGUUGUGGAGAUAGAUAUAGAGGUAUCAGCCGAAGGUGAAGUCAAGUUCUCCAAGUUUUUUAUGGCUUUGAAGCCUUCCAUCGAUGGGUUCAAAGCAGGGUGCCGUCCAUAUUUGAGCAUAGACUCAUCAUUUUUGACAGGCAAGUGGAAUGGUCAGUUGGCAGCAUGCAAUGCUCUAGAUGGACACAACUGGAUGUUUCCUAUUGCUGUUGGCUUGUUUCGGUCAGAAACAGAGGCUUCAUGGACAUGGUUCAUGAUCCAGUUGAAAAGACGCCUAGGGCCAGUGUCACCUUUGGCUAUACACACAGAUGCAUGUAAGGGGCUUGAAAAUUCAGUGAAAAAUGUUUUCCCACAUGCUGAGCAGAGGGAGUGCUUCAGUCAUUUGUGGAUGAAUUUGAUCAAAAAAUUUAGAGGAGAAGAAUUUGGGCGCAUGUGGCCAGCAGCAAGAUCUUACACUAGACAGACACACAAAUAUCAUCUUGAUAAGAUAAUGGCAGCAUGUGAUGAGUUUGGUCCAUGGCUGAACACCUACCAUUCUUUGUUAUGGUACAGGUCAGCAUUCAACACUGCCAUCAAGUGUGACCACAUCAACAACAAUUUGGCAGAGAGUUUCAACAACAAGGUGAAGGAGUUAAAAGAUUUGCCUGUGCAUGACAUGGUUGACCAAAUCAGGAUCAUGCUCAUGCGGUUGUGGGAAUUGAGAAGAAGGAUAGGUGAUUGUCUGCAAGGUGAUAAGCUUCCAGCAGUGGUACAACAGGUGGUCAAUAGGAGCAGAUGUCUUUCACAUUUGUUUGUUGAAAAAUCUUCACCUUGGGGUGCUGAAGUUAGAGAUAACAAAACUGGAAGGAGACAUGUUGUUAACACUGAAUUGCAUGAUUGCACUUGCCUCGAGUGGCAACACACUGGUAAACCAUGUGAGCAUGCCAUUCUCUUCUUAGUAUCCCAACCGAAGAUAAACAUGCACCCAUAUUUGCAUGAAUAUUAUUUGGUAGCAAGAUUCAAAGCUGCAUAUGCUACUCCAAUUCCAGCACUUACAGAUAUCAGUCUCAGUGGCCUGAAGUGGACAUUGAAUUUUCCAUGUGUCCUCCCUUGA
Molecule: messenger RNA, 1953 nt
Organism: Aegilops tauschii subsp. strangulata
Lineage: Eukaryota; Viridiplantae; Streptophyta; Magnoliopsida; Poales; Poaceae
Source: RefSeq, a predicted model, not a curated record